Messenger RNA from Ictidomys tridecemlineatus (thirteen-lined ground squirrel), 2034 nucleotides. RefSeq names its product ubiquitin conjugating enzyme E2 L6 (gene Ube2l6). The record is from RefSeq and is a predicted model, not a curated record. Lineage: Eukaryota; Metazoa; Chordata; Mammalia; Rodentia; Sciuridae.
ACACCCCUCGCCUAGUUUUAGAAUGGGGCACUGGGCGCACGAAGGGCAGGGGACUGGCCAAGGGACUCUGGGACUCUUGAUGUAGGAGGGACUUAGGGUGGUGGUCCGAUGGUGGAGGCCACCAAGCGACCUGUCGCGGAGAAACGUUUGCACAGCAAUCAUUCGGUAUUUUCUUAGGGCGAGUGUGCAUUUGGGGGGCUGAUGGAGACCGGAGAGCCCACGGCGCGGCUGCAGGCUGGGACGGCUCCCGCGCGAUAGCGGACCUGGCACGGCGCCCCCCAGCGGAGCGCAGGGACCCCCGCAGCCCCGCGCAUCUGAGGCGGACCUGCCCGGUCUCCAGAACAGCGCGCGCUCCCCAGCUCCGGGACCGUCGCGCGGGGACCCGGCCGCGGCCAGAGCGUCCUCUCUACUUCUCCCUCCGCGUCUCUGCGGAGCAGGUGGGAGCAGGUCUACACAGCCGGGAGCGGGACCAAGUGGAGCGGACCGUGGGCGGGGCCCGGGAGGUGUGGCCCUUGGGGCGGGGCGCACGGUGUCCGCGCCGGAGCCCGCGGGCGCCCCAGAUUCGGUGCCAAGAUGACCGCCAGCAAGCGAGUGGCGAAGGAGCUGGAGGAUCUGCAACAGGAGCUUCCGACUUACCUGAAGCACCUGUACUGUGAUGAUGCCAAUGUCCUGGUGUGGCAUGCGCUCCUCCUGCCUCACCAACCUCCCUACAACCUCAAGGCCUUCCAUCUGCGCAUUGACUUCUCCAAGGAGUAUCCAUUCAAGCCGCCCACGGUGAAAUUCACAACCAAGAUCUACCACCCCAAUGUGAGUGAGAGUGGGGAGGUCUGCGUGCCCCUCCUCAGCAAGGAGAACUGGAAUCCUUACAUCAAGGUUUGCCAAGUCCUGGAGGCCCUCAACAUGCUGGUGGAUAAACCCAAUCCCAGGGAGCCCCUGCGGGUGGAGCUCGCUGACUUGCUGUUACAGGACCCGGAGCUGUUCAGGAAGAAGGCUGAAGAGUUCACCCUUGAAUUCGGAGUAGACCGGCCCUCCUAAUUCCCAGUCUGACCCCUCUUUUCUUGGAUCCUUUGCCGGGUGGAAGGACGUACCUUGUGGACUUAGGCCAGAGCUCCUAGGAGGCUCACGCCCUGCUCAUGUCUUCCUUCUUAGCUGCUGCACAUGACUCUAUACAUGGGGUGGGAGUGGGGCUGCAGGCAUGUGCAUACUGUGUGGACUCAUUCCCAGGUUCAGCUGGCCACAGGUGUGCCCUUCCCACACCCUUGAUCUUCCCCAGAGCCAGCAGAGUUUAGGUGUGCAGAAUUAUAGGCCGUUUCUCCAGCUGUCCCUCUUAGAGAACAGGUCAUCUUCCAGACCAGCUGGUAGUAAACCAGAACCCACCAGGACCCAGGCAUUGAGGGGUGGGGGCAGAGGGAGACACGGUGGGAGGCAGGGUCCGAGGAAGACGUCAUAUGUUCCACUGAUUGAAAUCAGCCAAACUACUGAUAGGUGUGGACAGAUUUAGAUACUAAGCUUUUUGUUUUCCACUAAUGAACCACAAAAUGAAAAAAGUUUAUCCUCCAGAUCAGCAAUCUGACUACACUUUUGAAGACCACUGCUGUCCUGACAGGAGUGGGACCUCAGGCUGUGAGCUGUGUGCCCUCCAGGAUCCAGGGGGAGUCAUAGGACCCAUAUGCUGGCCACUCAUGAAUUGUGGCAUUAGGCCAGACUCCUCAGUGAGGGGACGGGGCUUUCAUCAGGAGAGAGGGCUGGGACUUAGCUGCCAUCUAGCAACUGGUAGGACCCUGUGGUGUGUUUUCUCUUGUAUAUGGAAGCUACAGACACCACAAGGGGAAAGAGUGAGGGGAUUUCAUGAAAGUGGAAGGGAGACCAGUAGAGGAUGGGAGGGAGGAGAGGGAAAGGGGAGGUAUUGGGCAAUGAAAUUGAUCAAAUUGUUGUAUACACAUACAAAUAUAAUGAACCCCACUGUUUUGUAUGAUUAUAAUGCAAUAAUAAUAAUACUCUAAUGAUAAUAAAGGUGUGACCCUGUUUCUCAUG